Molecule: messenger RNA, 1586 nt
Organism: Physcomitrium patens
Lineage: Eukaryota; Viridiplantae; Streptophyta; Bryopsida; Funariales; Funariaceae
Source: RefSeq, a predicted model, not a curated record
CUGUUCUCAUUCUACUUUUCGUUGUUUCUUUCCUUUUUUGGCAAUUUUACAGGCAUUUAUUGAAAUUCAUGACACGUUGCGAAGUUCUACACCUGUUAUUCUAGCUAGUGUGUGUGGGUUUGAAGCCUGCGUUGGACUUGGGUUCUGGAUUGCUGUCAUUGACAAGAUUCUUGCAGCAGUUGCAGGAUCGUAGGUGUGGAUGAGAUUGUAAGAAUUGAGAGAGAGAGAGAGCAGCGCGGAUGCAAGAAUGAGUAAUAGGGCAGUGGUUCAAACGGGCUUUCCAGGCGAAGACGAAGGAUCUUUGGAACUGGUGCAACGGCCCAUCCCUCGAGCAUCUCCAGGGACAGUGGUCAUUCGCCUCACCACGCGUUCUGUCAAUCCCAAUGACCUCACCAACAUCCGUGACAACAAAUUGAAGAGUUUCCAAGAUGAGCACCACCCUGUCAUCGGCUCUGAAGGUUGCGGUCGCAUCUUUGAGGUGGGGAAAGGAGUGACAAAAUUUAAGAUAGACCAGCGGGUGGUGCCGGUGUUGUACUGGAAGUACUACCUUGGCAAAGGCGAAGGCGCUUGGCAGGAUUAUAUCGAAGUAGCGGAGGAAGACGUUGUUGCGGUGCCCAGCACUGUUUCGGAUGAAUCCGCGGCCCAGUAUCUCAUCAACCCUUGGACUGCGUAUGGACUUGUUACAGAGAUUGAUGUGCCUGAAGGAGGUUAUCUUCUUCAGACAGCUGCAGCAUCGACAAUAGGCCGGCAAAUUAUUCAGCUGUGCAAAUUCUGGAAAAUCAAGACCAUUAACGUGGUGCGAAGGGACGAUUGUAUUUCGGAAUUGAAAGAGAUCGGAGCUGACGAGGUUAUCAACUCCAGCGUUGAAGAUGUCGUGAAGAGAGUGAAACAAAUAACAAACGGAGCAGGAGUUUACGCUGCCGCUGAUGCUGUCGGAGGCGUCCUAACCAAGGAUGUAGCUGCGAGUGUACAAGAUGGAGGGAAAGUUUUUGUGUAUGGCACACUGGGAGGCUGGGACAUAACUGUAAGCAAAUUGGAUCUUAUUCGUAACGUUGAGAUCAAGUAUUACCGCUUGACUAGGUGGCUGGAGAAAGGGAAUAACAAGGAGAAGGUGAUGAGGGAUGUUAUGAGAUACUUAGAAGCAGGAGUGUUGGUGCCCAAUUUUGGGAAGAAGUUUGACUUGGAAGAUUUCAGAGCGGCCAUUUGUGAAUCUGAGAGACAAGCAAGAGGAGGUAAGGUUUUACUUGUGAGCUGACCUCACCCUAGGUCCAUCCCUCAUUGUUUUUUGAACAUAAUCAGCUGUUGAGAAUGAAUUCUCAGGUAAUGACUCGAGCAAAAUUGGGUCGUAAGCACCGCAUUCAUGUGAAGGUAUGCCAAGCAGUUCGGAACCAUCUUGUUCUAAGCUUGCAUGUAGCGUAAUUCAACUUGUGGGCUUAGCAUUGUUUGGCUUUCAUUGCUUAAGCAAUAUGGCUCUCAAAUAUAAACUUGUGCUGAUCCUGAAUCCCACACAAUUUUCUACACAUAAAUUUACAUUCAACGCCAAAGGAUUUUUUUAAAGAAAAUAAAUUAAAUCAGUUUUUAUUCAA